Aspergillus calidoustus is the source of this 2355-nucleotide messenger RNA. The record is from the annotation of a GenBank genome assembly. NCBI's taxonomy places the organism in Eukaryota, Fungi, Ascomycota, Eurotiomycetes, Eurotiales, Aspergillaceae.
UCCGUGGCCAAUGCCAUCCCCUCUUCCGGAAGUCAUAUCUGGUGCUCUUCCUCAAAAUGCUCUUGGUGGUCAUAUUGACGAAGACAAGCCACCUUGUAUCGCCGGACUCGGCCAACAUGACUAUCAGGCGGCGGUUCUGUGAUAAGAUUGUCCACGGCACAGGAGCUUCCGAGUGACAUUUAAGGAGCUGAAGAAGGCGACGAUUCCACUCCUCAUGCUGACCAACAAUCUUCGGCAGGCGGGCGUGAUAGUUUACCUAGGAUGAAAGUCGCUGUUGUAAGCAUUGGCAUGUGUCGCUUCUGUCAGUGUGUAGCGAAUCAAAGGGCUUGAGAUCAAGCCCAGCGCUGUGAUUGCUUCUUCAUGUUGAGUGAUAGUGUUGGUGAGAGGCUACAAGAACAAGUCAGUCUGGCUGCGUCGGACAAACGAGCAACUCGAAGAGAACCAACAUUAUAAAACACCAAAACACCGACUCAAGCAAGCGGAGCAUGUGGCUCUGCACUGACUGCUGCGGAGAUGAAAUCCUUGACCGAGACGAUUGCCGGCCUGUUCUCGGACCAUCACCGGCUUGCCGCCGACCGUGAAUCCCGCACGGGAGGCUUCGGCUUCGACAAGCUGCUGCUGGACAAGCGUCUGGAGGCGCUGCUCGGUGGUGAGAUUGGGCUUCUGUGCAGGCUGCUGGUUCUGGCUCUGUGCUGGAGCAAAUCGGCCUCGAGGGCCCUGACAGGGUCCGGUGCUUCAUCAACAAGCUGUUCGUACGCAUUGGUCCAGAGACUCUUUAACAAGAGAGUCCUAGGUUCAUCGACAUUUUCGGCCAAGAUCUGCGGUGGGGGAGAGUCUUGCCAGGACUUUGUCAGAGCGGCAGGUGCAGGCUCCAAAUUCUCGGGCACUGAGAUCGAGGGGCUCGUAUCGACGGCUUGGCCUGAGGGGACCCCGCACGGCGCCUUGGUGAGCUUCACCUUCCUUUACCCUCCCUCUCCUCGCCUGAACCUACUCCUUGACCCUUUUAGGCAUAAGGUAGCAUCAGAAAUGUACAUUCUGACACAACUCCAAUCGGAAUCCUGCCCUAUUCACGCCCAGCCACAGUCCCGGCUCUUGUCUCUCCCAUACGAGCUCCGCGCCGUGAUUUAUAAGGCCGUCUUCUCACGUAAUGUCAUUCACCUGUCGACGAUCUGUGCAGAGGAUACAGAAAGGAUAGAGAGGGUCUGUCAUACGUGGUUGGUCUAUCUCAUCGCCUCUACACUAGCUAUGCUGCCUAUACCGGCCAUGCCCGUAUACCCGUUGACAGGUUUCAUGUCCAGGUGCAUUGAACAUUGGGACGCUCGCUGGAACUAUGUCCACACUGCUUGCUCGAAGCAUCCCAUUAGCGCGGGAAAUUUGCUCGGAUUCCCUCUCACGUGUCGACGCGCAUACCUCGAAAGCAUCCAGCUACUCUACGCGCAGCACACAUUCAGCAUGGACGGCAGCCACGCGCACACCUUCUGGACCUUCUACCGUAAGACACCCAUGUGCUAUCUGAACGCCCUUCGCUCCCUGCGUCUGAUAACGACGCUCGUGCCGCCAAAACAGCCCUUGACCUCAAGGGUGUAUCCAAUCGUCAAAUCGCAAUACAUCGGCGCCUGGCAAGCCAUUUCGGGCCUCCCAAGUCUCCAGUCCCUCCUCGUCACCUCGACGUAUGCCUUCGUCAUGAGCAGGGACCACCUCCUGCAAGACGCAGAAUUUAUCAACCCAAUGAAAGCUGUCCAGCAGCGCGGCCUGAAGCAUUUCGACGUCGUGCUUCAUGUCACCCAGCUGUUUUUCCCCCGCAACGCUCAGAACACACUCCGUGAGCACAAGCUCCUCUGGGAGAGUUUUGAGAUUGAGACGGCUGGUGCUUAUGGAAGUGCGGGACUCUGGGAGGGCAUGCAUCCGGUCUGUCGCUUGAUCGCGAUGAAUGUCGCCAUGAAGAAUGCGCCUGUUCGGGGACAGAUGCUUGCAGAGAGGGACUUAAUGGCUUGGAUAGAUCAGUUUGGUCCGGCCUCGUCGGGCCUGGGGUUCAAUGGUGCGGAUGCGAUGGGUGACGCGAAGAGGCUACGGCUUUAUGAACGGCCAUGGCCUGGGGCUCAGCAUGAGAGGCAAGGGCCUGUGCAGGAGGCCGCGAAAGCCACAGCGGAAGCGGCGAUGAAUGCUGUAAAGGAAAAGUAUCAGCAUGCCCGGGUUACUUGUGAGUUGCAGGCCGGGGACUUGGAGAAUAUCAACCGGGCAGUGGAUCUGGAGUCGAUGAACAGGGCUGUCAAAUAUCUGUACAAGUAUCCUGAGCUUCCUAAGGGAGAGGGGGCGCCAACCCUGAAAUACCUCAUUGGUGCAUAGAACAGAAAC